Molecule: messenger RNA, 2682 nt
Organism: Condylostylus longicornis
Lineage: Eukaryota; Metazoa; Arthropoda; Insecta; Diptera; Dolichopodidae
Gene: CysRS
Product: cysteine--tRNA ligase, cytoplasmic
Exons: 7
Coding region: 57-2270 (737 amino acids)
Biological process (GO): cysteinyl-tRNA aminoacylation
Cellular component (GO): cytoplasm
Molecular function (GO): cysteine-tRNA ligase activity; ATP binding
Source: RefSeq, a predicted model, not a curated record
AGUAGCAAAAAGUACCUUUACCCUGAAUACAAAAAAGUAACGUGAUUUGAAAAUAAAUGGCUAAGAGAUCGCAACCUGUUUGGAUUCUACCAAAAUCCCAAGAACAACCGAAACUUCAUCUUUAUAACAGUUUAACAAGACAAAAAGAAGAAUUUAUUCCCACAAAUGGUAAUAAUGUGAAAUGGUAUAGUUGUGGGCCCACCGUUUAUGAUGCAAGUCAUAUGGGACAUGCAAGAUCUUAUAUAUCUUUUGAUAUUCUUCGUCGUGUUUUAAGUGAUUAUUUUGGAUAUAACGUUCAGUAUGUAAUGAAUAUAACUGAUAUCGACGAUAAAAUAAUAAAAAGAGCUCGACAAAAUUAUCUCUAUGAGAAAUACAUCGAAGAAGUUAAUUCACUUGAACAAAUUUUACAAGAUCAAAAACAUAUUUUAGAUAAAUUUAAUGCCACGGUUGAAAAGAAUACCGAUCCAGAUAAGAAAAUUAUGUUUGAUAAAAUGCUUGAAAAAAUGACUAAUGCUGUUGAUAGAUUAAUGAAAGCUGUAAAAUCAAGUGAUGUUGAAGAAAUCGAAAAAUCCAAAAUGAAUUUUUUGAGUGAAGCUAAGGAUUCUAUUUCGGAUUGGUUAGAUUCUAAGCAAGGAAAUUUAGUAAAUGAUAACAGUAUUUUCGAAUCACUGCCACGUUUUUGGGAAAACGAAUUUCAUACUGAUAUGAAAUCAUUAAAUAUAUUACCUCCUGACGUUUUAACAAGGGUUAGCGAGUAUGUUCCUGAAAUUGUAAAAUUCAUUGAAAAAAUAAUAGCAAAUGGAUUAGCGUAUGAAGCAAAUGGUUCUGUAUAUUUUGAUGUAAAUGCUUUUGAUAAAAGAGAAAAACAUCAUUAUGCAAAAUUAGUUCCAGAAGCUUACGGUGAUAUAAAAUCUCUUCAUGAAGGGGAAGGAGAUCUCUCUAUUGCAGAAGAUAGGCUUACAGAGAAAAAAUCCGAAAAUGAUUUUGCCUUAUGGAAAAAAAGUAAAGCUGGCGAGCCGAAGUGGACUAGUCCUUGGGGUGAGGGCAGACCUGGCUGGCACAUUGAAUGUUCCGUAAUGGCUUCAGACAUUUGCGGUGAUACAUUAGAUAUUCAUACAGGAGGUGUUGACUUGAAAUUUCCUCAUCAUGACAAUGAACUAGCACAAUCAGAAGCAUAUUUCGAUAAAGAAGACUGGAUCAAAUAUUUCUUACAUACCGGACAUUUAACAAUAGCUGGCUGUAAAAUGUCCAAGUCAUUGAAGAAUUUUAUAACAAUACAACAAGCUUUAAGCAAGCACACUGCAACGCAAUUAAGAUUAGUUUUUCUUCUUCAUUCAUGGAAAGAUACCCUCGAUUAUUCGGACAAUACGGUGGAAAUGGCCAUUCAAUAUGAAAAAUUUUUAAAUGAAUUUUUUUUAAAUGUUAAGGAUUUAACACGACCUAUUGGUACUGAAAAACCCAGUGAAAAUUUCGAUCGCUGGACAUUGGUUGAAAAGAAAUUACAAGAAAAAUUUGAUGUCACACGAUCUGCCGUACACAAUGCCCUUUGUGAUAAUAUUGAUACAAGAACAGCUCUUGAUUGCAUUCGAGAUUUGGUAUCAAAUAGUAAUAUAUAUAUUCGGGACAACAAAUCGAAUCCUAAUAAAUUAUUGCUGCGAAAGAUAGCAAUAUAUAUCACAGAUCUUUUACACAUAUUUGGCGCAAUCAGUGGACCUCGAGGUGGAAUUGGUUUUACAGUCGGAGAAAAUUGUACUUUGGAUUCUGGUAAUUUUGAAGAUGCAAUUAUGCCUUACCUAACUGUCACUGCCGAAUUCAGAAAUAUAAUUAGAGAAAAGGCAAAAGAGUUAAAAGCGACAGAUAUUUUAAAAAUAUGUGAUGAAUUAAGAGACGAAACGCUAGUUAAUUUAGGUGUGCGUUUAGAAGAUAAAGAAAAUGGCAAAUUUGCUUUAAAACUCGUUGACAAAGAAACACUUUUAAAAGAUAAAGCAUUAAAAAAAGCUAUAGAAUUGGAAAAGGCCGCAGAAAAGGAGAAAAAGAAAGCAGCAGCUGCAGCUGCAUUAGCUGCUAAGGAAGCUCAAAAGAAGAUUAACCCAAAAGAAAUGUUUUUGCAUGAAGUUGACAAAUAUUCUGCGUUUGACAACAAUGGACUUCCAACACACGAUAUUCAAGGAAAAGAAAUCAGUAAGGGACAACUGAAAAAAUUACAAAAAUUACAACAACAGCAGGAACAAAAAUAUAAUGAAUAUUUAGCUUCACUAAAUGGCUCUUAAAUUAAUAUUUAUAAAUAAAUUCACUACUUUAAACGUUUAACUUUUCAUUCCCCAAUGUGGGAAAAUUCUAUAAGAUAUCUAAAAACCAAUGUCAACUAUUGCGACUAUUACUAAUAAAAAUACAAAUUGCAUAACAUACGCAUUCUAAAAUUGAAUUUUUCAUAUGUGUGCUCUCAUACACAAUAAUUGUCAUCAACUUACUAUUAUACAUUAUGUACUUACCCGGUUUUCUAUAAAAAUCAAUAUGUGCUUAAAGACCAACCUGACCAAGAUAUGUGUAUUUAUUUGAACUUUCCAAAAACACAACUUUCUAUCAAAUGCUGCUGCUACAUAAGGCAAUCUAGAAUGCCAAGCCAAGCCUCCAUAAAGUUUUAAUGUAGAUUCUAUUAACGGUAUUUGAGAUUUGGCUGUC